GAGAAAGUGAUCGAAUGAUUUCCGCGGUCCUUUUGACUCUAACUGCUGCGGCUGCAGUCCUUGGGACUGAACUGCUUGAUCGUAAUCUCGCAUACAGUUCGCCGUUCAUAGGCAUCUCAGAGUUUUCUCAUAACACUCGAGCUAUUCAUGCUCGCCACGUUGAGUUUGCGAAAAGGCAGACGGUUGGAUCCGAAGGGUUUUCAGACGAACAUUACCCUACCUUCUACGGUGGCGACUUCAGCAAUGCUCCAUUCCUUUGGAGUGGCGGUAUCAAUUUUACUCACUCGGGGUGAUCCUUUUGAUACGUCUGUCCUCUUAUGGACUCGCGCGGUGCCAAUCUCCAACACAACCAACGUUCCCGACCAAAGCGUCCCAGUUUGCGUUUCUUUCAAGAUCUUUGACAACCAGAACCUUGCUGGAAGACCUAUCGACUCCGGAGAGGCAUUUACGACUUAUGAUGUAGACUUCACUCUAAAGGUCGAGGCCACUGGACUGAAGGCAGACACCAAAUACUGGUUCCAAUUUGCUGAUUGUACGAACCCGAGUUCUGUCAGUCCGGUUGGAGCGACCAGGACGAUCUCGAAUCCUAAUACUCCUGCUAAUCGGGUCAACGGAGGGAAGCCGCUGACCAUCGCCGUGUUCAGUUGUUCACAAUUCCAGUCCGGUUAUUUCAAUGCAUACGGUGUCGCUGCACGCAAUGCCACACCUGACCUGUUCGUUCACUUGGGCGACUAUAUUUACGAAUCCCUCGGAAAUGGUGCUCGCAUUGGUCGCCAGGUCUUGGGCAGGGAGCUUGCCACCAUCUUUGAUUACCGUCAACGCCUGAAUCAGUAUCGUACGGAUGCCAGUUUACGGCUUGCUCACGAGAGUGGCCCAUGGAUCGCAGACGAUCAUGAAAUUGCCGAUCAAUCUUGGAAGGCAGGUACUGCGGACAGCAAUGAUACAACUUCAGGUUGCAAGUUCUCGCCCUCUGGUGCUUGCUUCACCGACCGCAAGUUAGCUGGUGUCCGAGCCUACCAUGAAUGGAUGCCGAUCCGACAAGUUGCUGUUGACGAUAAGCUUCGUAUUUGGAGGAACUUCCAGAUCGGCAAACUUCUCGACCUAACUAUGCUUGAUACUCGUCAAUAUGAUCGCGACAUCACUGAUCUCUACUACAAUACCCUUAUCAACUCGAUCGCCGACGUUCAGAACCGGUCCCUUAUGGGUGCAGCCCAAGAGAAAUGGUUCCGCGAUACGCUUACAAAGUCUAAAGCUCGCGGCGCCGUCUGGCGUGUUGUCGGCCAACAAAUCGUCUUCACUCAAUUGGAGAGAAAUGGCAAAUUCGACGUGGAUGCAUGGGACGGAUACCGAGCGAAUCGCAAUCGCAUUCUCGAUCAUUUGUACAACAACAGAAUCGACAACACGCUCAUCCUCUCAGGCGAUAGUCACGCUAACUGGGUGUCCGACCUUGCUCACCCCAACGAUACCACAACCUACGACCCCAUCUCUGGCAAAGGUGCCAUCGGCGUCGAGUUCGCAGGAACGGCCGUCACAUCCACAUCUGCCUUCGGAUCUGGGAUCAGCCCAGAAGCCGCAGACGCGAUUUCGCAGACUCUAGUUGGGAUCAAUACGGACCUUCAAUGGAGCGAAGGCUCGUACCGCGGGUUCUUCACGUUAACGAUCGACCCUCACCAAAUUAAUGCUACAUACUUUGCCAUGAGAAACGUCAGUAAUCCGAACCUGGAUAGUUUCGCCAGUGCCCAGUUCAAUGUCAAGACUGGUGCAAACAAGUUGACUCGUCCUGUGGCAGGUGGAAGCGUCCUUGCUGGUGUCCUCAAGGCGAACGCGACCACGCCGGCUUGAGUUGGUAUGGGACUGUAGGAAUAUACAUGUUUGUGAGAU
Molecule: messenger RNA, 1881 nt
Organism: Somion occarium
Lineage: Eukaryota; Fungi; Basidiomycota; Agaricomycetes; Polyporales; Cerrenaceae
Source: the annotation of a GenBank genome assembly